Molecule: messenger RNA, 824 nt
Organism: Aspergillus wentii DTO 134E9
Lineage: Eukaryota; Fungi; Ascomycota; Eurotiomycetes; Eurotiales; Aspergillaceae
Exons: 2
Source: RefSeq, a predicted model, not a curated record
CGGGGUAUCAACAACCUUUAACCCAUCAUUCCUCCGUUCUUUCUUCACACACUGAAAUAUUUACGUCCAACAGUCAAGAUGUGGGAAGAAAGAGAACACGUACAGGCGAUAGCCAACAGAUCAGCUGAUCGGUUCUCCCACUACACUGACGAAGUCAAAGACAGCAUCAGCCAGUUCGACCAUGACAACCAAGGCAAGGCGAUUAACUGGAAUGUAAGACUGGACAAGGAGAUCGAGACAUUGGAAAGCAGCCUCAACCGUCAGUGUCUGCAGAAUUUCCGCAUGUCGUGGUAUGAAUACGAGCGCCGGUCGGAUAUUGACGAGGAGACUGAAGCGCUGGUCAAGCCGCACGUUGACAAGGUCGACGCCAAGUUUUGCGAAUAUAGGGACAAGACGGUUGAGUCGCUGAAGAGGAGACGCAGGGAGGGGUUUUCUGGGGGGUGGGAUGUUCAGGCUUGGUAUGAAGAGUACAAGCGCUAUUUGGAUGAUCUUCAGGAGUAUAUUGCUCAUAUGAAUGAUGAUGUGAACGAUGAGUCUGAUUAGAGCUUCUGCGCUUGGAAUGGUUGCCAUAUAUUCUUUUAUGGCAGACUUGAUAUCUCUAUUGGAAAUACAAGCUGCAGAAUGAGGAGCUGUGGAAUUAACUCCGUUAUCUGCUCCGCCAAAAAUACCGCCAGACCGAAAGGACAAUCCUAGUCAUCUUUCAUGGUCAUAAUGGCGCAUUUAUAGUCUUCAACGACAUUCGAUGAACAUUGCGUAGAUGACCUAUGGUCAAUUAAAAACAGAUUAUGAUCUUAUUGGUUAUAUAAAUGGGUGCAUUAUAUUCG